Molecule: messenger RNA, 3587 nt
Organism: Choloepus didactylus (southern two-toed sloth)
Lineage: Eukaryota; Metazoa; Chordata; Mammalia; Pilosa; Megalonychidae
Gene: VSIG10
Product: V-set and immunoglobulin domain containing 10
Exons: 9
Coding region: 49-1968 (639 amino acids)
Biological process (GO): cell-cell adhesion
Cellular component (GO): cell-cell junction
Molecular function (GO): cell adhesion molecule binding
Source: RefSeq, a predicted model, not a curated record
AAAGCCCUCCUCCCCGGCCAAGGUAGAGGAAGUCGGGCUCCCGCCUGGAUGGGCGGCGGGAGGGGAGCCCCGCGCCUGUUGUUUUCCUCCAGCGGGAGCGGACGGACGCGCCCUCCCACCCCGGGCCCCGGCGCUCGAGAGGCGGCCACCCGCGGCUCCCCCGCCCCGGCCCUCGGGCUCACCCCAAGCAUCCUUCCUGGGUGCUGCGGGCAGUGGGGGCAACUCGGUCGUUCCGACGACCUGGGAGGCGCACUUGGGACCCCGGGACCCCGGGCCCCGGGGGACGCACGCCCAGCCCCGCCGGAGCCUGCGUUUCCUGCGGGGGUUUCUGCUGGCGUCGGGGGCGAGAUGGCCGCAGGCGUCUGGGCUCCAGAGCCCCGGGUCCUCGUGUGCCUCGCCGCGCUCCUGGCCCGCUGGGUCGUCGCAGACUUGGAGGCUGUCAUCAUCGGAGAAGUCCACGAGAACAUCACUCUGCACUGUGGCAACCUCUCGGGACCAGAGGGCCUGGUGACCUGGUAUCGGAAUGACGCGGAGCCCUUCUUCCUCCUGUCCUCCAAUUCCAGCCUCCUGCCCACCGAGCCACGCUUCUCACUGGACAGUGCCGGCUCCCUGCACAUCGAGGGGCUGCGCCUGCAGGAUGAGGGGAACUACACCUGCCAGGAGGGCCCGAACGGGACUCAGAGGUUCCGGGUGUGGCUGCAGGUGGCUAGUGGCCCCUUCCAGGUUGAGGUCAACAUCUCGGGGGCUGGCAGCCUCCCCAACGGCACCUUCUACGUAUCCAGGGGAUCCCAGGUGAACUUUACCUGCAGCAGCGCUGCCUGGCCCCCGCCCAGGGUCGAGUGGUGGUUCCAGGCCCCCGACUCCAGAACCGAGCUCUUUGGAGACAGCCGGAGGGUCAGCUCCUUCACGCUGCUGCCCAUGUCGCCCAGCCUCCAGGGCAACUACACCUGCUCGGCCACCAACACACUGAGCAGAAGACGCCGAGAGGUGACCGCCGAGCUCCUGGUCUACUCUCCCCCUCCAUCGGCACCUCAGUGCUCGGCUGAGAUAGCUUCAGGAUUGCUUAUGGUGCAGCUCACCUGUCGCUGGGUCGGGGGAUACCCGGACCCCAACUUCCUGUGGACAGAAGAGCCAGGAGGCGUGGUCGUGGGGAAAUCAAGCCUUGGGGUGGAAAUGCUGAACCAGUCCCAGCUGUCCGAUGGCAAGACGUUCAAGUGUGUUGGGAGCCACAUAGUGGGGCCAGAGUCGGGAGCCAGCUGCACGGUACAGAUCAGGACCCCCUCCCUUCUCUCUGAGCCCAUGAAGACUUGCUUUGUCGGGGGCAAUGUGACGCUCACCUGCCAGGUGUCUGGAGCCUACCCGCCUGCCAAGAUCCUGUGGCUGAGGAACCUGACCCUGCCUGAGGUGGUAAUCCAGCCUGAUGGCCACUAUCUCAUCACACAGCACGGCCAGACCUCCACCCUAACCAUCCACAACUGCUCCCAGGACCUGGAUGAGGGCUACUAUGUCUGUCGGGCUGAGAAUGUUGUAGGGCCGAGGGAGGUGGACAUCUGGCUGAGUGUGAAAGAACCGGUAAACAUCGGCGGGAUAGUGGGCACCAUCGUGAGCCUCCUUCUGCUGGGACUGGCCAUUAUUUUAGGGCUUAUGUUGUAUUACAGUCCUGUGUUCUGCUGGAAAGUAGGAAACACUUUCAGGAGGCAAGACAUGGGCGACGUUAUGGUGUUGGUGGAUUCGGAAGAGGAGGAGGAGGAGGAGGAUGCUGCAGCAGAGGAGGAGGAGGACGAGGAGGAAGAAAAUGAGAGGGAGGAAUUGCCGAAAGAAACACACAGGCAUGGCCACAUUCACAGAGUGACUGCGCUGGUGAAUGGGAACAUAGAACAGAUGGGAAAUGGACUCCCGGCUCUCCAAGAUGACAACAGUGAACUGCAAAGUGACAUCAUCAUUCAAGAAGAAGACAGGCCAGUUUGAAGAAGAGAAUUUGUGUUAUCGGUAUCUUUUCUUAAAGGCUUGGAAAGCUGGGUCAAAAAUGGGCUUUUCAUUCAGCUUUGACUCGUACCCCUGCCCGGGUCCCACACUAGUGAUGGUUUGGUUCUCUCAGCAAAAAAGAAAAGUACACGCACACAUCUUUCCUUCCACUUGUUUUCUUAAUUGGUUUGAUUUGCUGUAAAUUCUCUCAAUGAUGUUAAAGCGCUUUGGGAGUGGGCAGGGUGUGGGGGAAAGCUGCAUUUGGCAUCCAGGGUACCACUUUUGCUCUGACUGCUGGAUGUAUCCAGGUUGACCUACUGUGACGGAUGUGGCUUUGGAGGGAGAAGGGGAGAGGGUAGCACGUAUUCUCAGAACCCUUUGCCACUAUUUAAGUUUGUAACCAGCUUGCCCCAGCCUGGAAGGAAUGUCAUGGGGUGUUGGGGAAAUGUUCUUUAUCACUGCCCAGGGGAGCUAGUGGUUGAAGAACCAGGUGGUCAAUCAUCUGCUCUCUGGGAAAGGUAUCAGCUCUCAGUGUGAACCAGAGGAAGGCAGUUUGGUUUGGGCUUUGGGGUUAGAAACACUGGGCCUUGACUCUGGGUCCUGCUAUUUACUUGCUUGGGCAUGUUGUUUUAUCUCUCCCUGGGCCUCAAUUUCCUCCUCUGUAAAAUAGGUGAAAUCAUACCUAACUUACAAGAUUGUGAUGAGGAUUGAAUGAGGUCAUUUUUGGAUAUGAAAGUGUCUAGGAGGUGCUCAAUAGAUGCUAGUUAUCUUCUCCUUUGGAAGAAACAUGUUACCUGUAAGAGCUACUGCCCCGUGCCUUUCAUUCUUCUUUGAAAAUGGUUUCAGAGGAGGGCAUUAUCGGAACUCUGCUAGACGAUUUUUGCAUUCCUGAAGAUAUAAUUCCUUUCAAAGAGGUAGAGGCUGAGAAGAGGAAGUGCCUUUCAUUAUAACCUCACAUUUGCAGAGCUUCAUAUUUAAACAAAAACCUCCUAGGUGAGGCACUAUUAGCUUUUAGCCGCUCCCAUUCUUCACUUCUCCUAUGGCUUUGAAAGAAGGCAUGAGAAGUAUUUUGCAAGGGAGUAUCUGGUGAUAAAAACUUCUUGAGCAGUCUAGUUUAUCUGGCCUGUUUCUUUGUACCAGAAGUGGGAUAUCCCACUUUGUGAAGAUAUUACGAAGAUACACUGAUCAGUAACACUAAUGAAACUGAGUGAUGAGUAUAGGUGCUUCUAGUAGAUAUUUGUACAGUUUAGAGGUUUUGGUUUUCUAGUUUCAUCCAAAUUUUUUAAAUGAUGGGCAUUAUAAGGGUGUAAAGGAUAUGGGCUAAACAUGAAUAUCUGACUUGAAUUUAAUGUUGCAUGUCCUGCACUAAUGGGCAAGACCCAGGGCUUACAGGAGAAACUCUCUUCUCAAUACCAGGGACUCCUAGGGUGAGAAGCUGGUUAUCCGAAGUACCCCUGCAAGUGUGCUUGGGGGAGGUUUAUUUUCGUGGAUCGAGGGACAAAACUGAGCAAAGCACUGGAAGUGUGCCCUGCCCCCAGCUGAGAACACUGGGGAGUUUGGGAGCUGGCUGUAAUUUCUACCCUUCAGGAAAAGCUGGGAAUCGCCAUCCUAGUUAGGCCAGG